Molecule: messenger RNA, 639 nt
Organism: Spirodela intermedia
Lineage: Eukaryota; Viridiplantae; Streptophyta; Magnoliopsida; Alismatales; Araceae
Source: the annotation of a GenBank genome assembly
AUGGCAAAGGCAUCUACAUACACUCGCCGCUCCACGACCCACCAAAACCACGGCUUCUCUCCCUCCUCUUCUUGGUCGUUGCAUCGUUCUGCGAAUGAGUUCUCCAAUGCAAAGACGCUGGCGCCGGAGAGGACGACCGAGUUCGACUGGCCGCAGCAUUGGGAGCGAUACCGUGGGCGGAUGUUCCGGUACGUGGACGAGAACGGGGAGGGGAAGAUAUCGCCGUCGGAGUUGGAGAGCUGCAUGAGAACGAUCGGGGAGGAGCUGAUGGAGGAGGAUGCGGAGGCGGUGGUGGAGUCUGCAGACUCCGACGGCGACGGGUUGCUAGGGUUUGAGGACAUUGCGAGGCUGAUGGCGGAGGGGGAGGGGGAAGAGGAGAGGAAACGGAGCCUGAGGGAGGCCUUCGGCGUAUACGCGGCGGAGGAGGGCGGCUGCAUCACGUCACGCAGCCUACGGAGGACACUCGCUCGCCUCGGCGAGGUGAAGACCCUCGAGGACCGCCGCCUCAUCAUCCAGCGCUUCGACCUGAACGGUGAUGAAGUCAUCUCUCUCAAGUGCUUUUCUAUUAUGAAAAAUACGUUUAUCUGUAGAUCCAGCCGGAGGGAAGGGACCGGAAUCCCGAAGCUCGUCUGCAAGUAG